Messenger RNA from Saccoglossus kowalevskii, 544 nucleotides. Its product is annotated as tigger transposable element derived 5-like. The record is from RefSeq and is a predicted model, not a curated record. Lineage: Eukaryota; Metazoa; Hemichordata; Enteropneusta; Harrimaniidae.
AUGAAGAAAAUUUAUCACCGUAACAUGUUGCGUGCCAUUGUUGAUGAUGCUAAUGAAGACAAAAACUUGCAGGAAAUCAUCAAAACUUUCACAGUGAAGGACGCAUUGUUUAUGAUCGUCGACGGUUGGGAUAAAAUAAAACCUUCGACCAUUCAGGGGUGUUGGUUCAACGGUCUUCGCGUUGGUAACGAUCGUAGCAGUGACGUCAUUACUAAUGGCGACUUCGUCAACACAGACAUCGUGGAAAGUUGCCGUGAGCUCGGACUUGGCGAAUUGAACGCAACUGAGAUCGAUGAAUGGAUCAGUAGUGACAACAACAUCAGUUCAGAGACAUUUUCCGAAGAGGAAAUAAUCGACAUUGUGACAAAUAAAACACAAGAGACAGCCAUUGAGGAAGACAUCGCAGAAAAGGAGAAUUUAGCACCAGCCAAACCCCCGAUCUCAGUUGCCGAUGCCGUCAAUGGGUUACAGCUUUUCAUGGACUGGUACGAAGCUCAAGAUACCGCGGAACCUAUCAAAUUAAUGCAACUUCACCCAAUGCAGG